CGAUAAGUCUAUUAUAAGUUACUCUCGGACAUCAACAUACCGUCAGCUGGUGUGGCUUCAGAUGAGAAUGCACAGAUUCCAAUCGAGAUCGCAGUCUUGAGUAACCAUGUGCAAGAGGCCAAUGGCUAUGCGCAUAAUCUUCAAGUUGCCGAUUUCGACGGUACCUCGAUGAGCUUCAAUGGGAGCCCCUUCACACCCACCCAUGAUAGUCAUCAUCAUGCUGUCGGUACGCAACCACAGGCAAAGCCAUUGAGUUCCCUUGUCUACGACGGACAACCUGCAUCUUCAUCUCCUCCCUACUUCUAUAGCAUGGGACAUUUGAUGGCGAAUACGAUGUUCCAACCCUACUCGAACCAUUGGGGUCACAACAUGGCAAUGGGAAGUCCUCAAGCUUUCCAGAACCAGGCAUAUCCUAUGAACUUCAUCCCGUUGCCCAUUCAAGAACAGAAUUCCUGGGCCCAGGACCCCACACAGAUGAUGCAGUCCCAAAUGACGGCGAACUUCGCGCCAAUUCCUCUUACCACGCAGUUCGUCCAACGCAUGCCCUGUUCAUGGCCAUCCUGCACGGAAUCCUUCACUCGACCCAGUGACCGCCAGCGUCACAUCGAGGCUGUCCAUCUCGGGAUCAAAUACCAUUGCUUCUGGAUUGGAUGCCCCAACAAUGGUGGGAAGGGAUAUUGCCGUGCCGAGAAGUUGAAAACUCAUCAGAGACAGAAGCAUGGCUCUGCUUGAUUGGAUUGGAUGUCGCAUGAGCCUGAUGGAGC
Molecule: messenger RNA, 764 nt
Organism: Mollisia scopiformis
Lineage: Eukaryota; Fungi; Ascomycota; Leotiomycetes; Helotiales; Mollisiaceae
Exons: 2
Coding region: 169-732 (187 amino acids)
Source: RefSeq, a predicted model, not a curated record